Messenger RNA from Nipponia nippon (crested ibis), 972 nucleotides. The record is from RefSeq and is a predicted model, not a curated record. Lineage: Eukaryota; Metazoa; Chordata; Aves; Pelecaniformes; Threskiornithidae.
AUGCGUUUGCCUCCGGCGGGAGCCUCUGAGCCGGUGAAGGUAGCCCUGGCUGGGUGGGAGCACCCCGUUCCCAGCAGCCGGGCUGAGCCAGGGCUGCAGCCGCGCUCUGGACUUCUCUUCCCGCUCUUUCGCUGGAGGAGCUCAGCAGCUCCACGUAUCCUGGGCCAGGGGCGGUGGUGGUGGCAGCGAUGGUGGCGGCCGCAGUGGUGGCAGUGUUUUAUGGUGGUGGUGGUGGUGGGAGUGAUGGCAGUGCUGGCAGUGGUGGUGUUAGUGAUGGCGGUGGCAGCGGUGGUGGUGGCAGUGAUGGCGGUGGUGGCAGUGGUGGUGUUAGCCUGCGUCAGGGGUUACCUGCUGCGGAAGCGCUUUGGGAGCCUGCGGGCAGAGUACGAGGAGGUGGUGCGGGAGAUCGAAGGAGACCUGAGCCAGCUGGAGUGGAGGGGACGGAUCCUGCCGCGGCCCCUGUUUGUCCCCGAGCCAACGCAAGGGGAGCGCUCAGGUCUGCGUGAGGCUGCACCGAGUGACGAGGGCAGCGCGGAAAAACCACAGGAGGAGCUGGAUGCCUCUGAACCAGAACAGGAGCGGGGCUGCAGCGGUGUGAAACCUACAGCCCAGCUGCAAAGCGAGAAAGAACGGAGCUCCGCGGGUGAAGGCGAUGUAGUGAGCCCCCCAAGUCUCGUCGCCGAUGCUGAUAAAUGCACCGAAAGGGGGUGCAGCGCCCCAGCGGAGAGCGAGGAUCGGCAGAACGACAGCAGCGUAGCCUCUGUGUGGGACAGCGCUAUCCUGGAGGCAGAGUCCCUUGAAGCCUGCUCGGAAAUUCCACUUGAGGACAUAAAGGAGCUUCCUCGAACUCGAGCUGGUCUCCAGUCCUACAGAAAUCACUUGGUCAUGGAGCUGCUGUGGUUGCAACAAGCCAUUGUCAGCCGUAAAAACUACUUGAUGCUGAAGCAGAGGCUGGGGACCCCUGACUCGUAG